UGACUAUUCAGAAACGACCCAGGUGUUCUGGACUGGUUCUCUGACACACCUCACCUGAGGUACACCGGGGACCACGAUGCUGCAGCUCGGGGAUGAAGUCACCCUGUAUUCGGUGGUUUUCGUCCUGGUCCUGCUGGGGACCCGGAGCCCGCUGUGGACGACCGCACUCACCGCCUCCCUCUACCUCUUUAUGGCCAUGUUCCGGUUCCCGCAGGUACCGCACAGCCGAGCCCGGCAGGUUCUGCACCCCGCGAGGGGCUCGACGGGCUCCGGCCAGGUGUCGGUGGUCGCUCACCGGGGCGGUGGGCACGACGCUCCGGAGAACACGUUAGCAUCUAUCCGGGAGGCCAGUAAGAACGGGGCCACAGGCGUGGAGCUGGACCUGGAGUUCUCAGCUGAUGGCGUCCCGAUUCUGAUGCACGAUGACACCGUCGACCGGACCACCAACGGGUCAGGGCCACUCAGCCAGAUGAUGCUGUCCGAGUUGGGAAAACUGGACGCCGCUGCUAAACACCGACUGAGAGAAACGUUUGCUGGAGAGAAGAUCCCGACUCUGGACGAGGCUGUGCAGGAAUGCAUCAGGUUGCAGCUCACCAUCUACUUUGAUGUCAAAGGUCAUCCAGACGAGGCGGCCGCAGCCCUCAAAGCGUUGUAUAAAAAACAUCCAGUCCUCUACAACAGCAGCAUCGUGUGCUCCUUUGAGCCCAAAGUCAUCUACAGGAUGAGACAGAGCGACCCUGAAGUGGUCACGGCGCUGACCCACCGGCCCUGGAGCCUGAGCAGGUUGGGAGAUGGUGCUCCGCGUUUCUCGUCGCCGUGGAAACACCACUGGAUGACCCUGAUGGACAUGGCGUUGGACUGGGCGCACCAUCACAUCCUGUGGAAGCUGUGUGGCAUCUCUGCCUUCCUCAUACAGAAGAACUUUGUGUCACUGGACUACAUCCAGUACUGGUCCCGGAGGGGGGUGGAGGUGGUGGCCUGGACGGUCAACACUCAGGUGGAGAAGGAGUAUUACCAGGAGCUGCUGAAAGUAAACUACAUCACAGACAGCCUGCUGGAAGACUGUGAACCUCAUUACUGAGACGCGCUGUCUUUAAGAAGAUAAAUAUAUGAACAUUUCAGAACAUCACUCAUGAUGUAAGAGGUGAUAUCUGUAUGUGCACAUUCUCUCUGUUUAACACUGACGUCUGAUUCUGGAGAUUUAUCUGGGGGGGGGGGGGGGGGGGGGGUGAUGGUGAUAUUUACACCCCUGUGACAUUUCUCUGAAUGUCCUUGAGGCGUAAUGGAGGGGAUGAAGUGACCCCCCCCUCUGUCCUGUCUUCAGAAGUCUUAUCCGAGGUGAGACGGGGUCAGCUGAGUCAGCGCGGGAGAACAGCGUAAAUAUUCUGUUCUGCUUGUUUUAAAUGUGAUUGUAACCUGGACGUCCUUUGGAGAAUGAAUAAAGGUUGGAUUGAUUGAU
Molecule: messenger RNA, 1459 nt
Organism: Labrus mixtus (cuckoo wrasse)
Lineage: Eukaryota; Metazoa; Chordata; Actinopteri; Labriformes; Labridae
Gene: gde1
Product: glycerophosphodiester phosphodiesterase 1
Exons: 6
Coding region: 77-1081 (334 amino acids)
Biological process (GO): lipid metabolic process
Molecular function (GO): phosphoric diester hydrolase activity
Source: RefSeq, a predicted model, not a curated record